UGAAUGUUUUUGUUUUAGUUAAAAACCGACGUCUUGAGAUCGACCGAAGAUAGCUGCAACUUUACAAGAGAGAGAGUGAGAACGGAUCAGCCUCACUCAGAGGAAGUUUCUGAGAUGGAAGCAGCUCACGUCAGCCCAGAGCUUCCUAUUCGAUGGGUUGUUUCUGCAGACAGGACUGUUGAGAUCAAGGAGGAAGUGACUGAGCUGGGGUGCGACCAGGCCAAUGAGCGGAUCCUGCAGGAGGAAACGCCACCUUCUAGCAUCGCUGAGAGAGGUACUGGUGUGAAAUCGGUCCGUCUUGGUAGAAGACGAGCGUCAGAAAUGGCAUCUUCUCACAUUACAGAGGAGAGCCCAGAACUGGAACCUGUUCCCAUUAACAAAGAAGCCACAGCGCUGGAGCCUGUCCCCAUUAAAGAGGAGAGUCCUGUACUAGACCCUGUCCCCAUUAAAGAGGAGAGUCCUGUACUAGACCCUGUCCCCAUUAAAGAGGAGAGUCCUGUGCUGGAAUCAGCAGAAUGUGAACACCUUUCAGCUUCUACUCCAUCACCCUGCUGCAAAAACUCUUCCAGUGGCAAACCGCAGUGCAAGAAACACAGAGAGACGACACCCCGAGAAAAACCUUUAAAAACACUGAGAGUUCAAAUUCCCUGUGUACAAGACAUCCAUCCACUUACUGUGCAGAUUAUAGAGACUGCACAUUAUUUGUAUGUGAACAAUUCUGAAACCCAGGGCAACUUGAAGACCUUGUCUUGUUCUACUGAAGAUGGGAAGAGUUCCCGACGAUUAGGCUCUCCUAAAACUCACAAGGGAAAUCACACAGCAGGGACUGUAUUUCGCUGUCCUGAUUGUGGGAAGAGUUUCAGUCGUUUAUCAUCCCUGAAAAGACACCAGCACAGUCACACAGGAGAGAAACCACAUCACUGUACUCAAUGUGAGAAGAGUUUCUCUCGAUUAGACUAUCUUAAACAUCACCAGCAAAAUCACACAGGCGAGAGACCGCACCACUGCAAUGACUGUGGAAUGCGUUUCAAUUAUUCAUCACAUCUUAAAAAACACCAACACGUUCACACAGGAGAGAAACCACACCACUGUAAUGAUUGUGGGAUGCGCUUCAUUUAUUCAUCAAAUCUUAAAAAACACCAACGAAUUCACACAGGAGAGAAACCACACAGCUGUCAUGAAUGUGGCAGGAGAUUUACUCGAACAGAUAGCCUUAGAAGGCACCAGCACUGUCACACAGGAGAGAAACCAUACCACUGUAAUGAAUGUGAGAAGAGCUUCUGUCAGUCACAACAUCUUAAAAAUCACCUCCGAAUUCACACAGGCGAGAAGCCGUACGACUGUAAAUAUUGUAGGAAGUGCUUUUCUGAAUUAGGACAUCUUAAAAGACACAUACAAAUUCACACAGGAGAUAAACCGCAUCACUGUAGUGAGUGUGGGAAGCGCUUUACUGAAUUAGGACAACGUAAAAGACAUGAAUGGGUUCACAGAGGAGAGAAACCACACCACUGUAGUGAGUGUGGGAAGCGCUUUAUUGAAUUAGGACAACUUAAAAGACACGAACGGGUUCACACAGGAGAGAAACCACAUCACUGUGAUGAGUGUGGGAAGCGCUUCGCUGAAUCAGGAUAUCUUAAAAAACACCAACAAAUUCACAGAGAGAAACCACACCACUGUAAUGAAUGUGGGAGGAGUUUCACUAGAACAGACAGCCUUAAACGACACCAGCGAAUUCACACAGGAAAGAAACCACAGCAGCGAAACCCUGAAUCAGAGACAUCAGAGCUUCGAACAAAAGAAACGCUUUAACACAUUCCAAAGAGACGCUAUUUCACACCCUCGCUGGUAAGAGUUGGUGUUUAUCUUGUGGGAGAUGUUGCUUUCUAAUAUCCCACUGGGACUGAAACUUGAGUUAAGCAAUCUAUUGAUGGGAACAUGACUUAAUUGCCUUUGUUUCAAUCGAGGAGCAGGUCAUAGAAUUAAAGGAAUAUGGCCUCUUAUAAAAUAGAAUAUAUGAUUUGAUCAGCCACUUGUCUGUUGGGAAUAAAAAGCAGUGCAUCUUCCACAGAGGAGGAGGGUGAAUAUGGAAGUUCCAUACGGGUCGAUGAAAGUUCACCAUUUCAUGUCUGCAUUACCACAGCAACUAAUGCCUGUUCUUGGAAACUGCCCGGAAACUCGUCCACUGCUAAAACAUUUAAUUAAAACCAGAAGGAAAAGACUGUUGCAGCGCUACAAAGGCAGGACUGCGGCUUGGCUUCUUCACGGCUAAACCCCUGGAGCAAGGUGCAAACGCUGGGCUUCUCUUUGCAUCCCUCCAGGCUGGACCACGGCCCAAGGACCAUCGCGGGAUUGGUAUUCUUCUUUAUAAGACUGUUUUAUUUCUUCGAUAGAAAUGUUUGCACAUCCCUCCGAGUCAUAAAGGAAGGUAACAGAACUAGCAGUGGUAACAGAGUUAUAAUGGUGUGUGACAGGAUAGCCAGGGCGAUGACGUCAGACCAGGAAAUGAUUGCCGCGCAAACAGGACAGGCUGGGUUGAAGCACGACUGUGCAAUUUUUAUUAACCAACAAUAAAUAUUUAAACAGAAAACACCGCUCGCAGAGCAAAAUAAAAAACAGGUGAACCACACAAAUCACAGACACCUAAAAACAAAACAGUACCUCGGUCGGGCUGGGCAGUCGUCUUUACUGAUCCUGUAGGCUUUAUUUUUAGUUGCGUUUUGGUUUCGAUAUUCUCCCUUCUCCCUCUCGCACACGUUGCUUCUCCAAACAUCCGCACUUAACACAGAAAGCUGCCAGCUUUUUACUCACGUGACCAUCUCUGGAUUAACAACAAAUGAAUCAGUCCGGAGAUGGUCACGUUCUGUGGAUGGGUCUCUAAUCCCAUCCACGCUGCCAUACACAUUAACAAACACAGCUGUGUUUUUGAAUGAACCCAAAAUGCAUUUAAAUCAAACAGCAACAACAGAACACGCACAUUUUAAAUAAACACAACCCCAUACAUUUUUAAAAUCACAGUACAUGGUGUUUUAACUGAACGCAGACGGUGUUUAAAUGUUUGUAAAAUAUUUGUUGUCUAAGCAUGUGUAG
Molecule: messenger RNA, 3087 nt
Organism: Polyodon spathula (Mississippi paddlefish)
Lineage: Eukaryota; Metazoa; Chordata; Actinopteri; Acipenseriformes; Polyodontidae
Product: zinc finger protein 883-like
Exons: 4
Coding region: 115-1809 (564 amino acids)
Source: RefSeq, a predicted model, not a curated record